AUGGCUAGAAACAGAUUGACAAGGCGGUACGGCCAGGCCCGACGUUUUGCUUCGGUGGCUGUGUCGGCGGUUUUCCGCCUCCUUCGGAACGGCGCCAACCGCGCUUGUGCUGUAACCUCCACCUUCCGACCGUUUUCCAGGAUGCGAGCGUCUGUACUAAGGCUAGCGGAAUCUGUCUCGCGCAGACCGAUCAACCCACGGGAUGCAACUGCGACGCUUCUUCCCCCAAUUCCCUUAUACCGACGCAUUCUCCGCGUUCACCGAAACCUGCCACCUGAGAUGAGGUCCCUAGGCGACGUCUACGUCAAAUCAGAAUUCCGGAGACACCAAAAAGUCACCAACUCGGGCCACCUCCUCGGAUUCCUCUCGCAAUGGAAACGCUAUCUCGACGAAAUGCCAAAGGGUCGUGAGGAAGCUGCGGGCUACAGGGGGAAGCGACUUGAUCCUACUGUUUUCGAAAAGCUCACUGAGGAACAGCUGGGCCAAUUAUACGAGUUCAAACAAGCAGCACGGGAUGUAUUCAAACCAGGAAAUGACAAAUCAUAA
This is a messenger RNA of Coprinopsis cinerea okayama7#130, 546 nucleotides long. Its product is annotated as acetate non-utilizing protein 9. NCBI's taxonomy places the organism in Eukaryota, Fungi, Basidiomycota, Agaricomycetes, Agaricales, Psathyrellaceae. Gene Ontology annotation, biological process: succinate metabolic process; mitochondrial respiratory chain complex II assembly. The transcript has 4 exons. The record is from RefSeq and is a predicted model, not a curated record. Bases 1 to 546 code for a protein of 181 amino acids. Gene Ontology annotation, cellular component: mitochondrion; mitochondrial intermembrane space.